This is a messenger RNA of Pseudoliparis swirei, 3082 nucleotides long. It is a transcript of the gene hcrtr2, whose product is annotated as hypocretin (orexin) receptor 2. The record is from RefSeq and is a predicted model, not a curated record. Gene Ontology annotation, molecular function: orexin receptor activity. The coding region runs from base 1 to 1248 and encodes 415 amino acids. NCBI's taxonomy places the organism in Eukaryota, Metazoa, Chordata, Actinopteri, Perciformes, Liparidae. Gene Ontology annotation, biological process: feeding behavior; circadian sleep/wake cycle process; G protein-coupled receptor signaling pathway. The transcript is spliced from 8 exons. Gene Ontology annotation, cellular component: membrane.
AUGUCUGCGGUAACCGGGAGUUUGGAUUGCGAGGACUGUUUAUCUUCGGCACAUGUGGCCAACAGCACGGAGUUACAACCGCGCUCCGUUGUGGAUGAUGACGAUGAACUUCUGAGAUACAUCUGGAGAGAGUACUUACACCCCAAGCAGUACGAAUGGGUUCUCAUCGUAGCUUAUAUUAUAGUCUUCUUCGUCUCACUCAUUGGAAACUCGUUGGUUUGUUUUGCAGUGUGUAAAAACCGCCACAUGCGCACCGUGACCAACUACUUCAUCGUGAAUCUCUCCUUUGCCGAUGUCUUGGUCACCAUCAUUUGCCUGCCUGCCAGUCUUGUGGUCGACAUCACGGAGACGUGGUUCUUCGGAAACACUCUUUGCAAAGUUGUGCCUUAUCUGCAGACCAUCUCUGUUUCCGUAUCAGUCCUGACCCUGAGUUGUAUUGCCCAAGACCGUUGGUAUGCGAUCUGUCACCCUCUGAUGUUCAAGAGCACAGCCAAGAGGGCCCGCAAGAGUAUUGUGGUCAUCUGGGUUGUGUCGUGCAUCAUCAUGAUCCCUCAGGCUAUUGUGAUGGAGUGCAGCAGCCUGGUGCCAGAACUAACCAACAAGACCAGCCUGUUCACAGUGUGUGAUGAACACUGGCGAGCUGAGAUCUACCCUAAGGUGUACCACACCUGUUUCUUCAUUGCCACAUACUUUGCACCCUUGUGUCUCAUGGUCCUGGCGUACAUCCAGAUAUGUCAUAAGCUGUGGUGUCAACAAAUUCCUGGAAGCACAUCAGUGCAAAGGAAAUGGAGGCCCAUCCAGUGCUCAGCUACAGCUUCAGGGGAGCCUGUGAGGGUCAGAACCAGCACGGUUUGUGCUGAGAUCAAACAGGUCCGAGCCCGACGCAAGACGGCUCGCAUGCUGAUCGUGGUGCUCUUUGUGUUUGCCCUGUGCUACCUGCCCAUCAGCGUGCUCAACGUCAUGAAAAGAGUUUUUGGGACCUUCAGGAAAACAGACGACAGAGAAACAGUGUACGCAUGGUUCACCUUCUCACAUUGGCUCAUAUAUGCCAACAGUGCAGCAAAUCCCAUCAUCUACAAUUUCCUCAGCAGGAAAUUCCGUGGGGAGUUCAAAGAAGCCUUUUCCUGCCACGGUCCAAAUCAAACUGAGAGGACGAGGCCCCGAGUGAGCACAGACAGUCGGAAGUCGUUGUCAACUCAAGUCAACAACGGGGACAAUGUGUCGCGGAUAUCAGAUCACGUAGUGUAGUCGUAAUCCAGGAUCCUAAACAUAGGACAUGGAAAUCACUUGUCAUUCACUGAAACUGGACGCCAUUUGAAUGGGAGUAUUUCAACUCGUAUCGUAUGUAUUUUAGGUUAAGUGACAUUUUGAUUGCACAUUGACACUUUUAUUGUAUUGUAAAUUUCAUAUAUUGACUGUCUUAGUUGCCAACAUCUGUAUAUUAUGCGCAUUCAUUCAUAUUUAAAUAUUUUUUUGGGUGGUAUACCAUUUUGUUUUUUACAACAUGAGAAGAGUGAGUGCGAUAGAGAAUAUAUUUUAUAAUGACCUCUACCUCAUUAGCAGAUGUCCAUCUUCAGUGUUGAUGCCCUUUUUGUUCUGUGCACAGAACGUAUGGAAAUGAUGCCCAGUUAAACAUCGUAAACAUUCAUCAGCCUUUUGAAGACCAAAAUGAUACACAUGACAAUGGACCUCAUUGCGUUCCAUUAUAGCUGCAAAUUUGCCCUCUAAUAACGCCAUGGCAAAAUUAUCCAUUUGAAAAUCUUUUUGCAAAUGCAUAAAAACGUUUAUGUCAUUCAGCUCUUGACCGCUCCAGGGCCGAGGACACACUUUGCUGUCGGAAAAACAGUAGCCGGCGUGACAACCAACUCAUUUUAUAUUAAUGCCAACAUCCUAAUUCAGGACAAGUUCUGAAAUAUGUUUUGUGAUAGAAAUCAACAAUUUUGGACCUCAAACAUGAACACUGACAAAAGGUUUGGCUAUUAAUCAAGCUCUGCAUUACAGCUUCGCUGAGGCUUCUAAGUCAUCAACAAGUAUGUUUCAUAAAUAAUCAUCCAUAAUGUAUAUAAUAAAAAAGUGAGUAAAGGCAUAUAUGAAAAAAAAGUAAAACAGUCGUGUGAGUUCAGAAUAUUACAUCAUUUUACUGUAAUUCAGCUUUUAAGACCUGGAAACGACAACACUGUAUUACCGAUUAUUUAUGAUACCCAAAAUCUUAUAUGUAUAUAAUUCUGGUCCUUAAUCAACAACCACUGGUUUAUUUCUAGGAUUUAACUGAUCUAGAACAAUUGCAACAAUGGUGAAGUGAGUGAAAUGUUAUAACUUACUUAGUUAAUUGUAAAAGAAAAAAAGGGUAAUUAACUGCAAUCAAUUCAAAACAAUUACUUAGCUAAAUACUUUGUGGAUACUGUUUGUGGAUAUAUCCGUCUUUCAAUCUAUCUCAUAGAUGUAGAGUUACGCCCCCUCACAGAAACGAGACAAAAGGCUUGUAUUGUUCUGUGACUGUAAUGGUUACAGAAACUGAGCCGACGAUAAGUGCAACUCGGGGUCUGUUAGCUGACCCCAGACCUGCCCGUGUUGAUACUUUUUCAGACUUCAGCUAAUAUUUAGUGGUUUAGUUACUCGUUAAAGCCACCUGCUUAUUCAGGAUGUAUCUGAGACCGGUGCCCCUGGUGGUGGCAUUGAGAAGACACUGUGGCAAUCAGCAAUACAUUCAUUUACUCCUCUUCCUCAGUCUAUUGUUGUGCAGACUGGAAGAGUUUACACAACCCUCCAGUCCGGUCUUAAGACAUAUUGCAUCAACAUCUCUUCUCAGUUUUGCAUACAUUUUGUAUUGUAAAUGUACAUUUGUUGUCAUGGAUUUCAGUAUCAUUUCACUUCUGUCAAUACUUUGUGAUUCUUUUCCAUUUCUGUUUGAAACCUCCUUGUAUCUAAACGUUACUGGAUAGUAUGUUGGUCUUUGUAUCUUUAAAAAUGAUAACAUUGGUGAAAGUAAUAUAUUUGUUGAUAAAACUUAAUUUAUUGCUGCUAAUAAAUAAACAUGAUAUGACUUUUGUUUUUACAAGCUUUUGAGGGUCAAAUGUUAUUG